GGAAAAGUAGUCUAAACACGCAUUUGGUCUUUUCCCGUGCGCUACAAACAAAUUGACAGACUUCAGCUUCUAAUCGGCCAUUAUAAAUAAUAACCCAUUAAUGGUUUGCCAUUAAUAACUCCUCUGAUCAACUAAACACAACAUUCACUAGAGCUCCUUCACCAAGUCCAGAAUAAAGACCAUUUAGUUGACAAAAGCAAGCUAAUUAAGCAAUGGCUUUCCUCUCAGCCCUUUUCAGUUGCUUCAUUCCAUCGUCUUCUUCGCGAAUAUCCGAUGCUACCAUGCACAAUCUGAAGUUGUCGGUGUCAGCGCCCUCAUUGGAGAAGCCUAAAGGCAAAGCAAAGUGGGGUGGAGCCCCAAUUCCAGUAUCUUACUUCCCCAUUAACUCCCAUCUCUCGCGCAGUCAUAUAGUUGAAGUGCAACAAGCGAUUGACUAUGAUAGAUAAAUGGUUCUCAUCAAUUCAUGUUGCGAGACCGGAGGGAGUAGCAGCAUGUGCAACACUGCAUUUCACACGAUCCAAAUCCCUCCUUUAAUUCAUA
Messenger RNA from Ilex paraguariensis (yerba mate), 540 nucleotides. NCBI's taxonomy places the organism in Eukaryota, Viridiplantae, Streptophyta, Magnoliopsida, Aquifoliales, Aquifoliaceae. The record is from the annotation of a GenBank genome assembly.